This is a messenger RNA of Gymnogyps californianus (California condor), 832 nucleotides long. RefSeq names its product glutathione peroxidase 4 (gene GPX4). Gene Ontology annotation, biological process: response to oxidative stress. The transcript is spliced from 7 exons. Lineage: Eukaryota; Metazoa; Chordata; Aves; Accipitriformes; Cathartidae. The record is from RefSeq and is a predicted model, not a curated record. Gene Ontology annotation, molecular function: glutathione peroxidase activity.
AUGGGAUGGGGUCGGGCGGUGCGGCGGGCGCUGCUGUGCGGGGUAGCGGCGGCGGCGCGGGGCCCGGUCCGGAGCAUGUGUGCCCAGGCGGAGGACUGGCGCUCGGCCAAGGCCAUCUAUGACUUCCACGCCCGAGACAUCGAUGGCAACGACGUCUCCCUGGAGAAGUACCGAGGCUACGUCUGCAUCAUCACCAACGUGGCUUCCAAAUGAGGAAAAACCGCUGUAAACUACACUCAGCUUGUUGACUUGCACGCCAGAUACGCUGAGAGGGGUUUACGCAUCCUGGGCUUUCCCUGCAACCAGUUUGGAAAACAGGAGCCCGGGGACAACGCUCAGAUCAAGGCAUUUGCUGAAAGCUACGGUGUGAAGUUUGACAUGUACAGUAAGAUCGAUGUCAAUGGGGACGAUGCCCACCCGCUCUGGAAGUGGAUGAAGGACCAGCCCAAAGGAAGAGGCACCCUGGGCAAUGCAAUAAAAUGGAACUUCACUAAGUUCCUCAUUAACCGGGAGGGCCAAGUGGUGAAGAGGUACAGUCCGAUGGAGGAUCCCUACGUGAUCGAGAAGGACCUGCCUGCCUACCUGUAGAGCUGCUCAUCUCACCCCUGCACGGUCCCUUCGCCCCAGCACCGGCCCUCCUGCUGCCUGUGGAACCUCCUCAUCCAGCCCCGAUGACGGUCUGUCUUCAAGCCAGCUUGCUGGUGAGGCAGACCUGAAGAUCUGGCGUGCACUUGCUGGAAGGUGGCUUCACGGGGCCGGCGGCCGCUGCUGGGCAGCCCUUUUCUAUGGGCAGAGAGCAGGAUCUGCUGUCCCCUUGCAAUAAACACAGUAG